Messenger RNA from Caenorhabditis elegans, 1686 nucleotides. RefSeq names its product Flavin-containing monooxygenase (gene fmo-1). Gene Ontology annotation, cellular component: endoplasmic reticulum membrane. Lineage: Eukaryota; Metazoa; Nematoda; Chromadorea; Rhabditida; Rhabditidae. The transcript is spliced from 7 exons. Gene Ontology annotation, molecular function: trimethylamine monooxygenase activity; NADP binding; NAD(P)H oxidase H2O2-forming activity. The record is from RefSeq and is marked reviewed. The coding region runs from base 1 to 1602 and encodes 533 amino acids.
AUGGCUCCAAAUAAUAAAAAGCUGCUCAUUGUGGGAGCCGGUGCAUCAGGGUUGCCUUCUUUGAGACAUGCAUUGCUCUAUGGAAUUGAUGUAACUUGUUUUGAAAGAACAAAGGAUGUCGGAGGAUUGUGGCAUUAUAAACCACAAGAGACGGAAUUGUCCUCUGUCAUGAAAACUACCGUUAUCAACACAUCAAAGGAAAUGACGGCAUAUUCGGAUUUUCCUCCCGAAUCAAGAAUGGCAAACUUCAUGCAUAACACAGAAAUGUACAGAUACCUCUUGAAUUACUCGAAACAUUACGAACUCGAAAAACAUAUAAAAUUUAAUCACAAAGUGAAUUCAAUCGAUCGAAAUGAGGAUUAUGAGAAGACCGGAAAGUGGAAAGUUAAUUAUACUGAUGACAAAGGAGCUACCCAUGACGCUGUCUUUGAUGGUGUUAUGUUGUGCUCGGGACAUCACACUACACCAAAUUGGCCACAAAAGUUCCGAGGACAGGAUGAUUUCAAAGGACGGAUUAUUCAUUCACAUAGUUAUAAAGAUCAUCGUGGCUAUGAAGAUAAAGUAGUCGUUGUAGUUGGAAUUGGAAACUCUGGAGGUGAUGUUGCUGUUGAACUAUCAAGAAUUGCCAAGCAAGUAUACCUUGUUACUCGUCGUGGAACAUGGGUGUUCAAUAGAAUUUACGAUUAUGGACAGCCAAUCGAUAUUGCAAUGAACAGAAAAUGCAUCUCUGAUCUGAGAUCUUUCGUUCCAGCGUGGCUCACGAAUACAGUUGUCGAAGCCAAACUGAAUCAGCGAUUUGAUCAUCAAGCAUAUGGUUUGAAACCAAGUCACAGAGUUUUUGGAGCUCAUCCGACUGUCAAUGAUGAGCUGCCGAAUAGAAUAGCUUGCGGAACCGUCAGGAUUAAGCCAAAUAUCUCAAAGUUCACUGAGACUGGGGUCCUUUUUGAAGAUGGGUCUUUGAUUGAGCAAGUUGACGAGAUUGUGAUGUCUACUGGAUUCUCAUUUGAAUUCAAUUUGGUGGAAAAUGGGCAACUGAUUAGAACUCAUGACAAUCAAGUAUCCCUUUACCAGUACAUGUUCCCAAUAGAACUUGGAGAUCACAACAGUCUUGCAGUCAUCGGAUUGGUCCAACCAUUUGGUUCCAUUAUGCCACUAUCUGAAAUGCAAGCGAGAGUAUAUUUAGAGGAGUUUACUGGGAAUCAUGUUCUCCCAAAAAAGAAUGAAAUGACUCAAAAUGUGCACGAUAAACUUGAAACGAUGGCAAGAAGAUAUGUAACAAGUCGUCGACAUACUAUUCAAGUGGAUUAUGUCGAUUAUAUUGAAGAACUCGCGAAAAUGAUUGGAGCCGACUUGGACAUGAAGAAACUUUGGAAAGAGGACCCAUGGCUAGCUUACAAGGUAUACUUUGGUCCAUGUGUUCCGUAUAUUUAUCGUUUGAAAGGCCCACAUAAAUGGAAUAAUGCAAGAGAUGCAAUUAUGUCAGUUGAUGAAAGAGUUCUUAUGGCCACGAACGAUCACGCACAAGUGGCUCCUGACUAUACAUUGCUGUACAUCGUUGGAUUAAUUUUUGCAAUUAUUGCUGUCUUUUACAUCUUGUUUUAAUUAAAUUUAGGGUGCAUCAAUAUGGCUUUACUGGACUUUUUCAGAUGAAUUUAACAGUUUUACAAAUAAAACAGAUUUUUUUCG